Molecule: messenger RNA, 1569 nt
Organism: Babjeviella inositovora NRRL Y-12698
Lineage: Eukaryota; Fungi; Ascomycota; Pichiomycetes; Serinales
Gene: TUB1
Product: alpha-tubulin
Exons: 4
Coding region: 38-1384 (448 amino acids)
Biological process (GO): nuclear division; nuclear migration by microtubule mediated pushing forces; mitotic cell cycle
Cellular component (GO): nucleus; cytoplasm; spindle
Molecular function (GO): structural constituent of cytoskeleton; GTP binding
Source: RefSeq, a predicted model, not a curated record
UAAAAUAUACCCCUAAUCCAACCAAUCCAAUAUAAAAAUGAGAGAAGUUAUCAGUGUUAACGUCGGUCAAGCCGGUUGUCAAAUUGGUAAUGCCUGUUGGGAGUUGUACUCCUUGGAACAUGGUAUUCAGCCAGAUGGUUACUUGUCCCCUGAGUUGACCAGACCAAAGGGCGGCGAGGAAGGUUUUUCCACCUUCUUCUCUGAAACCGGUUCUGGUAAGUACGUGCCACGCGCCAUUUACGUCGAUUUGGAACCAAGUGUCAUCGACGAAGUCCGCACCGGUACCUACAAGGAUUUGUUCCACCCAGAGCAAUUGAUCUCCGGUAAGGAGGAUGCUGCUAACAACUACGCCAGAGGUCACUACACCGUCGGUAGAGAGUUGUUGGACGACAUUUUGGACAGAAUCAGAAGAAUGGCCGACCAAUGUGACGGCUUGCAGGGCUUCUUGUUCACCCACUCCUUGGGCGGUGGUACCGGUUCCGGUCUCGGCUCCUUGUUGUUGGAGCAAUUGUCCUUAGACUACGGUAAGAAGUCCAAGUUGGAAUUCGCCGUCUACCCGGCCCCACAGCUCUCCACCUCUGUCGUCGAGCCAUACAACACCGUCUUGACCACCCACACCACCUUGGAGCACGCUGACUGUACCUUCAUGGUUGACAACGAAGCCAUCUAUGACAUGUGCCGCAGAUCUUUGGACAUUGCCAGACCAAACUUUGAUUCUUUGAACAGCAUCAUUGCCCAGGUUGUCUCCUCCGUCACUGCGUCGUUGAGAUUCGACGGUUCCUUGAACGUGGAUUUGAACGAAUUCCAGACCAACUUGGUUCCAUACCCAAGAAUCCACUUCCCGUUGGUGUCUUAUGCUCCAGUUAUGUCCAAGUCCAGAGCUAACCACGAAUCCAACUCUGUUGCCGAAAUCACCGCCGCUUGUUUCGAACCCUCCAACCAGAUGGUCAAGUGCGACCCAAGAGUCGGUAAGUACAUGGCCACCUGUUUGUUGUACCGUGGUGACGUUGUCAACCGCGAUGUGCAGAAUGCCGUUGCCCAGAUCAAGGCAAAGAAGACCGUUCAGUUGGUCGACUGGUGCCCAACCGGUUUCAAGAUCGGUAUCUGCUACCAGAAGCCAACCCCAACGCCAAACUCUGAGUUGGCCCAGGUCAGCAGAGCCGUUUGUGUGUUGUCUAACACCACUGCCAUCGCCGAUGCCUGGAGAAGAAUUGACAGAAAGUUCGAUCUUAUGUACUCCAAGAGAGCGUUUGUCCACUGGUACGUCGGUGAAGGCAUGGAAGAAGGUGAGUUCACCGAAGCCAGAGAGGACUUAGCCGCUUUGGAGAGAGACUACAUCGAGGUUGGUGCUGACUCUUUCCCAGAAGAAGAAGAAGAAUACUAGAGCAAGCUGUGCUUGGAUCUUUGCUAGCAUUGUUACGCCUUGUCUAAGAUCUUUCCGCAUUGAAGUGUUUAGUGCCUCUCCUGUUAUGCUCCUCCCCUUUAUUUCUCCCUUUUUUUUAUUCCUUUUUUUUAUUCCUUUUCUAAUCCUGAGUUUACUUUGAAGUUUGUUCAAAAAUAAUAUAUAUA